CAAUGGCAUGUAUAUCCCUACUGGCUCCAGAGACGCUUAGGCUCGAGUGUGGGUUUCCCUUCGCGGUCCCUAGUGGGUCGGCUGCGGCGUCUGUCGCGCUGUGAUCUGUACUGGUCGUGGGAGUCUUAGGAAGGAUUCAGGGAGACCGGGAAAUAGAAAUGGAAUCAGUGACCUUUGAGGAUGUGGCUGUGACCUUCACCUUGGAGGAGUGGGCCUUACUGGAUCCUUCACAGAAGAAACUCUACAGAGAUGUGAUGAGGGAAACCUUCAGGAACCUGGCCUCAGUAGGAAAGAAAUGGGAAGAUCAUGACAUUGAAGAUCAGUACAAAAACCAGGGGAGAAAACGAAGAAGUCCAACGUUAGAGAGAGUCUGUGAAGGUGAAAAGAGUAGUCAACGUGGAGAAAAUUUCAGCCUUAUUCCAAAUCUCAAUCUAAAGAAGAAAACUAUUUCUGAAGUAAAACUAUGGGAACACAGUAUGUGUGGAAAAGUCUUUGUGCGUCAUUCAUCCCAUAACAUGCACAUCAGAUAUCACAUUGGACACAAGCCAUAUGAGUAUCAAAAUUAUGGAGACAAGCUAUAUAAUUAUGACAUAUGUGGCAGAGCCUUCAGCUAUCUCCAAUGUUUUGACAAACAUGAAAGAAAUCAAAAUGGAGAAAAAACCUAUAAAUGUAAGGAAUGUGGGAAAACCUUUAGUUCUUCAACAUCACUUCAAAUACAUGAAAGAUCCCACACUGGAGAAAAACCCUAUGAAUGUAAACAAUGCAGUAAAGCUUUCAGUUGUCUCAGUUCUCUUCGACGUCAUGAAAAAAUUCACACUGGAGAGAAACCCUAUGAAUGUAAGGACUGUGGAAAAGCCUUCAGAUAUUAUCAAAAUUAUCGAAGACAUGAAAGUAAAUUCAUUGGAGAGAAGCCUUAUGAAUGUAAGGAAUGUGGAAAAGCUUUCAUAUGUUAUCAAAGUUUUCGAAGACAUGAAAGAAAUCAUGGUGGAGUGAAACCAUAUAUAUGUAAGGAAUGUGGCAAAACAUUUAGUUGUCUCCGUUAUCUUCGAAAACAUGAAAGAAAUCACACUGGAAAGAAACCCUAUGAAUGUAAAAAAUGUAGUAAAGCAUUUAGGUAUCCCAGUGAUCUUCAAAAACAUGAAAGAAAUCACACUGGAGAGAAACCCUUUGAAUGUAUGGAAUGUGGUAAAGCCUACAGAGAUUACAGUUCCUUACAAACACAUGAAAAAACUCAUACUGGAGAGAAACCCUUUGAGUGUAGGGAAUGUGGUAAAGCUUUCAGUUCUCAUCAAUGUGUUCAAAUCCAUGAAAGGAAUCACACUGGAGAGAAACCCUAUGAAUGUAAAAUAUGUAGCAAAACAUUUGGUUAUCCCAGUUCUCUUCGAUAUCAUAAAAGAACACAUACUGGAGAAAAAUCUUAUGAAUGUAAGGAAUGUGGUAAAGCCUAUAGAUACCUCAGUUCCUUACGAAUACAUCAACGAAUUCAUACUGGAGAGAAACCUUAUGAAUGUAAGGAGUGUGGGAAAGCCUACAGAUGUUAUCAGAGUUUCCAAACACAUGAAAGUAAUCACACUGGAGAGAAACCAUAUGUAUGUAAAAAAUGUAGUAAAGCAUUUAGUUGUCUCCAUUAUCUUCGAAAACAUGAAAUAAAUCACACUGGAAAGAAACCCUAUAAAUGUAAAAAAUGUAAUAAAGCAUUCAGGUAUCCCAGUGAUCUUCAAAAACAUGAAAAAAAUCACACUGAAGAGAAACCCUUUGAAUGUAAGGAAUGUGGUAAAGCCUACAGAGAUAGCUGUUCCUUACAGACACACGAAAAAACUCAUACCGGAGAGAAACCCUUUAAAUGUAAGGAAUGUGGAAAAGCCUUCAGAUGUUAUCAAAGUUUUCAAACACAUGUAAGAAAUCACACUGGAGAGAAACCAUAUGUAUGUAAAAAAUGUAGUAAAGCAUUUACUUGUCUCCGUUAUCUUCGGAAACAUGAAAGAACUCAUACUGGAGAGAACCCAAUGAAUGUAAGCAAUGUAGAAAAGUCUUCAUUUAUCACACAACCUUUUGAAAAUGCAAAAAUGUACACUGGAGAAAAACCUUAUUAAUGUGCAGAAUGUGGGAAAGGCUUCAGUUAU
Messenger RNA from Rhinolophus ferrumequinum (greater horseshoe bat), 2123 nucleotides. RefSeq names its product zinc finger protein 791-like. Gene Ontology annotation, biological process: regulation of immune system process; negative regulation of transcription by RNA polymerase II; regulation of cytokine production. Lineage: Eukaryota; Metazoa; Chordata; Mammalia; Chiroptera; Rhinolophidae. Bases 159 to 2093 code for a protein of 644 amino acids. The transcript is spliced from 4 exons. The record is from RefSeq and is a predicted model, not a curated record.